AUGAGUAAGCUUGUCAAACUGAAACAUCCAGCGGAAGGCGAGCUAGGCCGUUUUCCUGGAAACUUCUGGCUCUUCCGGAAGGCUGCAACCUCUUUCUGGGAGAAUCUCAGCCUGCUAGUGUUCAGGUUAGAGAAAGGCAGAAAAAGCGGCAGCAGCCAUCUCCUGGGCACCCUGCUGUACAAUAUGUUCACCCCUGGGUUGGUGGGAGAGAACACAGCCCUGGAUGUUGGCGUCCCAGAGGCACAGAUCUUUGGCCUGCUGGACCCCAAACUCUGCUACCUGCUGGAUGGGAUCCUCUUCAUCUAUGGUCUGAUCAUCACUGCCCUUUUCCUGAGAGCCAAGUUCAGCCGCAAUGCAGGCGUACCCAUGGACCCGCAAAGCCAGAACCUGGUAUACAACGAGCUCAACCUAGGACGAAGAGAGGAGUACGAUGUUCUGGACAAGAGGCGUGGCCGGGAUCCUGAGAUGGGAGGGAAACAGCAGAGGAGGAAGAACCCGCAGGAAGCCGUGUACAACGCCCUGCAGAAAGACAAGAUGGCGGAAGCUUACAGCGAGAUUGGGAAGAAGGCAGAGAACCAGCGGCGGAGAGGCAAAGGAAACGAUGGCCUUUACCAGGGGCUCAGCACAGCUACCAAGGACACCUAUGAUGCCCUCCACAUGCAGGCCCUGCCCCCUCGCUAA
This is a messenger RNA of Condylura cristata (star-nosed mole), 681 nucleotides long. RefSeq names its product CD247 molecule (gene CD247). The record is from RefSeq and is a predicted model, not a curated record. The coding region runs from base 1 to 681 and encodes 226 amino acids. Gene Ontology annotation, molecular function: transmembrane signaling receptor activity. Gene Ontology annotation, cellular component: membrane. Gene Ontology annotation, biological process: cell surface receptor signaling pathway. The transcript has 9 exons. Lineage: Eukaryota; Metazoa; Chordata; Mammalia; Eulipotyphla; Talpidae.